Actinia tenebrosa (Australian red waratah sea anemone) is the source of this 1325-nucleotide messenger RNA. Its product is annotated as aarF domain-containing protein kinase 1-like. Gene Ontology annotation, cellular component: mitochondrial inner membrane. The record is from RefSeq and is a predicted model, not a curated record. NCBI's taxonomy places the organism in Eukaryota, Metazoa, Cnidaria, Anthozoa, Actiniaria, Actiniidae. Gene Ontology annotation, biological process: lipid homeostasis; mitochondrion organization.
CACAUGUAACAGCUAGUAGUUUUUUGUCAUCACUAUAGUAGUCGUAGACUUUACUUGGCUAUACAAAUUCAAUACUUAAUAAAUGACUUUGAUUCGCAAUGUCUUUGCAUUGGCCAGUCCGGCAGUAGUCGUAUUUUCGUCGUGUGCCUUAUGUUCGGCUCCUGAACCAAAGUUCAAAGAGCAAUCAAAGUUUUCUUCGAAUGGUCUGGUCAGAUGUGGACGUACCGUUUUGACUGUGAUCUUGAUAAGUUAUGAUUACAAAAAAUCUCUAUGGGGUGUAGAAAGAAAUGGACCAGAAUACAAACAGUUGAUGUCAAAGAUUCACUGGUGUUCAGCAGCAAGACUCCGUGAAUUGUGCUGUGCAAAUGGUGGCAUCUACAUCAAAGGGGCACAAUACAUUGGUGCUCUAGACUUCUUAUUACCCUAUGAAUAUGUCAAGACUAUGAAAGUAUUUCACAGUGAUGCCCCUCAAAGCACUUUAAAAGAUGUGUACAAAGUCCUAGAAGAAGAUCUUGGUCAGACACCAUCAGAGUUGUUUUCUAGUUUUGAUCCAGUCCCUCUGGGAACUGCAUCGUUAGCGCAGGUGCACAAGGCCACAAUGCAUGAUGGUAAAGUAGUGGCUGUCAAAGUCCAACAUAAGGAUAUACAAGAACAUGUCUCUGUGGAUAUAUAUACUAUUGAGUUAUUAACUAAAGCUGUAUCAUGGAUAUUUCCUGAAUUUCGGUUUAAGUGGCUCAUAGAUGAGACCAAAAGAAAUCUUCCAUUGGAGAUGGAUUUUCUGCAUGAAGGACGAAACUCUGAGAAGGUCACAAAAAUGUUUAGUAACUGUAAAUUCCUUAAGGUGCCCAAGGUAUUGUGGAAACUGUCAAGCAAGCGAGUACUCAUGAUGGAGUUUUGUGAAGGUGGCAAAGUUGAUGAUCUGGAGUACAUGAGAAAACAUAACAUCUCAUCUGAUGAGGUUUCCAAACGAAUCGGUGAGCUAUACAGUGAGAUGAUAUUUGUGACUGGUUAUGUGCACUGUGAUCCUCACCCUGGAAAUGUUCUGGUCAAGAAGGAUUUGAAUGAUAAAGUAGAGAUAGUCUUACUAGACCAUGGUCUGUAUCAGCAACUAAGUGAUGAUUUCCGUGUCAAAUACUGUAAGUUAUGGCAGUGUCUAAUAGCAUCAGAUGUAGAGGGCAUCAAGCAGUACAGUAACGAGAUGGGAGUAGGAGAUCUCUAUGGAUUAUUUGCCUGUGUGUUGACAUCACGUGCCUGGAGUGUAGUAACUUCUGGGAUUGAUGCCGGACCUAUGACUGAAGAAGAAGUAAGUGUAUCAUAGUUUUAGU